AUGGAAGAAAACAGCUUCGAAUUUAAAAAGGUAGAAAAAAUAAAUUUAGAUUCCUAUGAAAUUCCAAAAUAUUUCGAAGAAAUCUUAUCAGAAUUUGUAGCUAAAUUAUUACAAUCUCAUCCAGAUAAUGUAUAUAAAUUUGCUUUUAAUUAUUUUGAUCAAAAAUCAAAGAAUCUGUAA
Plasmodium yoelii is the source of this 180-nucleotide messenger RNA. RefSeq names its product conserved Plasmodium protein, unknown function. The transcript has a single exon. The coding region runs from base 1 to 180 and encodes 59 amino acids. NCBI's taxonomy places the organism in Eukaryota, Apicomplexa, Aconoidasida, Haemosporida, Plasmodiidae. The record is from RefSeq and is a predicted model, not a curated record.